Messenger RNA from Penicillium alfredii, 1179 nucleotides. RefSeq lists its product as uncharacterized. The transcript has 2 exons. NCBI's taxonomy places the organism in Eukaryota, Fungi, Ascomycota, Eurotiomycetes, Eurotiales, Aspergillaceae. The coding region runs from base 1 to 1179 and encodes 392 amino acids. The record is from RefSeq and is a predicted model, not a curated record.
AUGAGUAUCGAACGUCAGAAGUUUACUCAAAUCCAACUCCAGCUUAUUCGCACUAUCGAAUCCAGCCCGGCUUCACAGACCACAUGCCAGAACCAAGGACUUUUAGAAUGCAUGCGCCGUCGGUUCACAACAAAACCAAAACUUGAAGAAGAGGUGCACCGGACAUGCUCAGUCAUCGAAGAAGUGACCCAGCCCAUUUCCCCCGUCGUUGAUCUCCAAAUGAAUGAGUCCUCAAGAAGAGAUUGUGACAUCCACAUCCCAUUCUCAAUUCCUGUGCCAGUCAACAUACCUGGCUCCGAAACCACAGCCUUGGGGUCAAUUUCCUACACCAUCCUUGCCUCAGUGGUAGCAGAAAGCCACAGCGUCAUUAGCACCGCUCAUACUAUUCAUCUGGAUCGCCUGGUCAUCUCAGAUGAGCCAACCAUCCAGCAUGUGCGGUCAUACCCGAAAUCGAAGCUGGUCACUCAAAUUGCUCUUUCACAACACCUCAAUACGGACUCGCAUUCCAACCUCUCCUUUUCGAUGAAUGUCGAACUCAAAAGACCAAGUACCGCAGGCAUUCGUCCGUCGGAGUUCACAUGCUCUACAGUCCGAGGAAUUCGGUGUCGGGUAGAAGAAGUGACCACAUUAUUUGCCAAAUCCAGCGAGAACGAACCCAGGGACGGAGACAGGGAAACGACCAUCGAACGGUACUGGGGCACGCCCGGGAAUCCAAUCGUCGAAGCACAACAUGGCUCAGUCCAGGCAGAUUCGUCUGUAGAUCUCGUUUUCAACUUCACCAUCCCGAAGAAUAUCAAGCCCGCACAAGUGACCGACUGGUCUUGCUACGCCUUUGAUCCAGAGCAUGUGAAAUCUGAUUUACUGCCUACCAAUCUUCGUGAAUGCUAUUCCUCGACCACGCAGGAAAAGCUGGCAAUCAUAAUUGAGCACCGUCUGAAGCUGGACUUGAUUACAGGGGAAGAUACUUUUGACCGACACACUAAGAGUCUGGUGGAUCGCAAGCCUCUGCGGACUGCUUUGAAUGCAUCGUUUCCUCUAAGAAUACUUGCGAAAAGCGAAGAGGAUACAGGGCAAGCGGUUAUGGAAAGAGUUCCUCCAAGGUACGAGGAGGUCCCCACAGCGCCUCCCAACUAUGAUCCUUUCGCUCUAUGGCCCCUCCAAAAUGACACCAGCCGUUAA